This is a messenger RNA of Rhizophagus irregularis DAOM 181602=DAOM 197198, 1092 nucleotides long. NCBI's taxonomy places the organism in Eukaryota, Fungi, Glomeromycota, Glomeromycetes, Glomerales, Glomeraceae. The record is from RefSeq and is a predicted model, not a curated record.
AUGACUCAUAAUAACGACAGAGUGGCACCAAGGAAUCUGAAGCUCAUGAUUGGUUUGAUUCUGAACAACAACCAUUUGGUAAUAUUUAUUAAAUCCUACUUAAAUUUAGAAUUUGGAAGAAGUGGAAAUAAAAUUAUAGAUGAAUUUAUUAUUGAAAAAAAAUUAAAGUGGAUUUCCUAUAAUAACUUUAGAAAUGUUGAAUAUCUUAAUGAGGGAGAAUAUAGUACUAUAUACAAAGCUAUUUGGUUAAAUAAUGAUGGAGACAGAGAAGUAAUUCUUAAAUGUCGCAAUAAUUUUAAUGAAAAUUUAAAUGAAUUUUUAAAUGAAUGGAAAUAUCAUGAAAGUUGUUUAGAUUCAUAUGAUAUUAUUUCUUUUUAUGGAUUUACAAAAAGUCCAGAUAAUUAUAUGGCUGUAAUGGAUUAUGCAAACAAAGGUAAUUUGAGAGAAAAUUUACCAAAAAUAAUCAAAAAUGAUUGGAAACAAAAAUUAUAUAUGUUGCAUGAAAUUAUUUCUGGGCUUAAUACAAUACAUAAUCAAAAUCUUAUUCAUUGUGAUUUUCAUGAUGGCAAUAUUUUAAAUCAUAAUGAUGAUAAUAAGGAGAAAAUUUAUAUUUGUGAUUUUAGACUAUGUCAACCUGUAAAAUCAUCUUUGAAAAAAAAUGAUAUUUAUGGUGUUAUACCAUUUAUGGCACCUGAAGAAUUUACAUCCGGAGUACCACCAUUUAAUAAUAGAGCACAUGAUCUUCAAAUUAGUUUAAGUAUUUGUAAAGGGAAACGUCCUGAAAUUAUUGAAAAUACUCCCCAAUGUUAUGUAGAUUUGAUGAAUAAGUGUUGGAAUGAAGAUCCAUUAAAAAGGCCAUCUUCUAAAGAAGUUUUAAAUAUUAUUAUCAAGUGGAUUUUUCUUCCUUAUAGAAAGAAAGCUGAAGAUAUUGAUGCUGAAUUAAAAUGCAAUGUUAUGGAAUUUAUAAGUGCACCAAUUGGGCAUAAUAAUCUUACUACUAAAUCUCAUCCACAAGCAUAUUAUAAAAGUCGUUUUCAUAAUUUUACUAGUAAAGAAUUGAAUAAAAUUCUUGAAAGUGAAGAUUCACAGUAA